Messenger RNA from Prunus mume (Japanese apricot), 1808 nucleotides. RefSeq names its product putative beta-1,4-xylosyltransferase IRX10. Gene Ontology annotation, biological process: plant-type secondary cell wall biogenesis; glucuronoxylan biosynthetic process. Gene Ontology annotation, molecular function: glycosyltransferase activity. The record is from RefSeq and is a predicted model, not a curated record. NCBI's taxonomy places the organism in Eukaryota, Viridiplantae, Streptophyta, Magnoliopsida, Rosales, Rosaceae.
UACAGCUUUCACUAACCACAAGGAUUUGUACAUGUUGUUUGCUGCAAAAUCCUUCUUAAGAAAUCUAAAUAAAAAAGAAAAAUGCACGCCUUCACUGUUUCUUCAAGCAAUUCCUCUCUGCAUUUCUCUAUCGAUGCUCACCUGAAAACCUCCGUUUCUUAUUCCAUUUCCACAAACCUAGAGUCUAAGAAAGCUUCCCAACUACUACCCGCGCGACGUCCCAACCAUAUAAUCUUCAUAUAUACUGCCUCUACAACCUCAAUGAUACGAAAACCGGAAGACCCAUUUCGAUUUUCAGUCAAAUUAGGUAUCCGAGAGUGGGUUUCAGUUGGGUCAAAAUGAGAACUUGCAUGUGGGUUCUUGCUCUUCUUUUUGUUUUUGGGUUUGCUUGGGAAGUUGGUGCGGAUCAGAACGUGCCUACAGAGAGGAUUUCAGGAAGCGCUGGUGAUGUCUUGGAGGAUGAUCCAACUGGAAGGUUGAAAGUUUAUGUUUAUGAGCUGCCUAACAAAUACAACAAGAAAAUCCUUCAGAAAGACCCAAGAUGUCUCAACCAUAUGUUUGCUGCUGAGAUCUUCAUGCAUAGGUUCCUCUUAUCCAGCCCGGUUAGAACCUUCAAUCCUGAGGAAGCAGAUUGGUUUUAUACCCCUAUCUACACCACUUGUGACCUUACCCCCACUGGCUUGCCGUUGCCCUUCAAAUCUCCGCGGAUGAUGAGAAGUGCAAUACAGCUCAUAUCUACAAACUGGCCUUAUUGGAAUCGAACAGAAGGAGCUGAUCACUUCUUUGUUGUGCCUCAUGACUUUGGAGCCUGCUUUCAUUACCAGGAAGAGAAAGCUAUUGAACGGGGGAUUCUUCCACUGCUCCAGCGUGCCACCUUGGUUCAGACCUUUGGGCAAAGAAACCAUGUAUGCUUGAAGGAGGGUUCAAUCACAAUUCCUCCAUAUGCUCCACCACAAAAGAUGCAGGCCCACCUGAUUCCCCAAGAGACUCCACGGUCCAUCUUCGUAUACUUCCGUGGUCUAUUUUAUGACAUUAAUAAUGACCCUGAAGGUGGUUACUAUGCGAGAGGUGCGAGGGCAGCUGUUUGGGAGAAUUUCAAGAACAAUCCUCUGUUUGAUAUCUCCACUGACCAUCCAACUACAUAUUAUGAAGACAUGCAACGAUCUAUAUUCUGUUUAUGCCCUCUGGGUUGGGCCCCAUGGAGUCCGAGGCUAGUUGAAGCAGUGGUGUUUGGUUGCAUCCCUGUUAUUAUAGCUGAUGAUAUUGUCUUACCCUUCGCUGAUGCUAUCCCAUGGGAAGAAAUUGGAGUUUUUCUAGCUGAGGAGGAUGUUCCUAACCUGGACACAGUUCUCACUUCUAUUCCACCAGAAGUAAUCCUCAGGAAACAAAGAUUACUUGCAAAUCCUUCGAUGAAAUGGGCGAUGAUGUUCCCGCAACCUGCACAACCAGGGGAUGCUUUCCAUCAGAUACUAAACGGGCUGGCUCGCAAAUUGCCCCAUGCUCAAAGUGUUUACUUGAAGGGUGGUCAAAAGAUUUUAAAUUGGACAGAAGGUCCGGUGGGAGACUUGAAACCAUGGUAAUGGAAGUAGUAUAUAUCUUUUUGAGCAAGAGCCUUGCAUUGUAUCCUGUCUAGUCCCCAGUACCAAAUUGAGGAGGAUAUGCUGCUGGGCUGGACUUUACUGAAAAUGUAAAAAAAUUAUUCUUCCUUGCUGAGUUUUGUAUAGGUGCUGACAUUCAGCAGAUUCUUUCUGGAUGCAAAAUAGUUGAACUGAAAAUGCAAACAUGCGUGCUUCUUCUCUGCUGCAGAA